CGCAGUGGCUUUAGUUUUGUUUGAAGUGAACUGCCGUAGAAGCUGUAAAGUCGCCCCGCGGUUGGUUUCAGCAGAAUACCCCCGUGUUUCCUCCUCAGACCUCAGUGCCUCUAUGCCUCUUAGACACGAUGUUGGGCCACCACUUCCCCACUGCCGACAAGUCGCAGCAGCUGCUCAGCUACGUGGAGGAUUAUCUGGAAUGCGUGGAGACGCUGCCGCUGGAUAUACAAAGAAAUGUUUCCCUGCUUCGAGAAAUUGAUGCAAAGUAUCAAGAGGUGCUGAACGAGGUCGAUGAAGUGUUUGAGAAAUACAAAGGGGAGCAAGAUGCGGCUCAGAGGAAACGCCUGCAGAUCCAGCUGCAGCGGGCGCUCAUCAUCAGCCAGGAGCUCGGUGAUGAGAAGAUCCACGUCGUGACCCAGAUGACGGAGCUGGUGGAGAACCGCUCCCGCCAGAUGGACUCUCACUCCCUGUGCCUCCAGGAGCCCAGCGAGGCGGAGCGGCUCACCACGGAGAGGCGUUCCAGCAUCCAGGAGUCCCCGGCCCCCGAACGCACCUCGACCCGCCGCCCGCGACGUCAGCGCAACAGCGAGAGCCGUGACUCCAGCCACCAGUCUGCCAAUGGCUCUCUGGAUGACCCCGUGGAAGAGCUGUCCCUCCCUCCGCCCCGAGAGAAGAAGUCCAAGUCUGCGAAGAAGAAGAAGCGCAAGGCCAAACAGGAGCGAGACGCCUCACCGGUCGACUUCGCCAUCGACCCCAACGAGCCCACGUACUGCCUCUGUGAACAAGUGUCCUACGGCGAGAUGAUCGGCUGUGACAAUGACCAGUGCCCCAUCGAGUGGUUCCACUUCUCCUGCGUGGGGCUCACCUACAAGCCAAAAGGAAAGUGGUACUGCCCUAAAUGCAGGGGGGACAACGAAAAGACCAUGGACAAAAGCCUGGACAAGAACAGAAAAGACCGCAGGUCCAGGUAGUGACCCCCACCUGGAAGCUGCGUGCAGCCUCGGGGGUGGGUCCUGUCAGUCGUAGUUGAGAGCACUUGUGGUGAUGUAAGAGCACAAUCGAACACCGUUAGCAGCACUUAAUAUUAAUCAGGGGCGGUUUGGGAGUGAGCGCGGGCUGACGGGCUCGCCGGGUGCUGCAGGGAGUCCAGCUGCUGCGAGAACCAUCAGCUUCAGCCUGUUUGAGUUUUUCCUUUUGUGUAUAACAAUAAGUGAAUUCAUUUUAACCUCUUUUUAACUCUGGACGACGUCCACGUCUCUGUGGCCACUUUCUUAAUUGUACUCGGUGACUGGAAUCAUGUCUUACAGGACCGGCUUCUAUAACCUACACGUGUUUAUAAGAGUGAUAUUUAAUGGAGGAGACGGCUGCUGACGAGACACCGGAUGUCAUUUGUGUUUUCACCAGUUCACUAAUGUGUCCAUUUCUUUUUAUAAUCAUUAAAAC
Molecule: messenger RNA, 1443 nt
Organism: Archocentrus centrarchus (flier cichlid)
Lineage: Eukaryota; Metazoa; Chordata; Actinopteri; Cichliformes; Cichlidae
Gene: ing2
Product: inhibitor of growth family, member 2
Exons: 2
Coding region: 129-971 (280 amino acids)
Biological process (GO): positive regulation of DNA-templated transcription
Cellular component (GO): nucleus
Source: RefSeq, a predicted model, not a curated record